CUGAACAGUCAUCUGUGUUUCUUGGUUGAUUGUACCUGAGUGCUGCCGCGAUGCCAGAGUGAGUGCUGCCUUAUGGAAAUAAUGGAUUCUUGUUCUGUUUCUCUUGCGAUCAACUGACUUGUAGCGACUGGACUCAACCACAAUGGAGAACAACACCACAAUCUUUCAGGAUGUGUCCAGGGUUGUAAACCUGACAGAAAUGCCUCUGAACCCUCUUGAAGAGCAGGUCAUAACUAUAUUUUUGACAAUACUCAUCUGUGUAGUCGGGAUUGCUGGAAAUAUCAUGGUGGUGCUGGUUGUCCUGCGCACUAAACAUAUGGUGACCCCGACUAAUUGUUACCUUGUCAGCCUGGCUGUUGCAGACCUGAUCGUGCUCCUGGCUGCAGGGCUGCCCAAUAUCUCUGAUGUUAUAGCCUUCUGGAUAUACGGGUACACCGGAUGUUUGUGUAUAACUUAUCUUCAGUACCUGGGCAUCAACGUGUCGUCAUGCUCCAUCACAGCUUUUACCAUCGAACGCUACAUUGCGAUUUGUCACUCAAUAAAGGCACAGCUCAUAUGCACCGUUUCCCGGGCCAAGAGGAUCAUAGCAGGAGUCUGGAUCUUCACCUCACUCUACUGCAUUAUGUGGUUCUUUUUAGUCGACACCGAUGAAACGGUCUACACCAACGGCGUGGUGGUCACUUGUGGCUACCGCGUCUCCAGGAGCUUCUACAUGCCGAUCUAUUUUCUGGACUUCACUUUAUUCUACGUGAUCCCACUCACUGUGGCCACUGUGCUGUACGGACUCAUCGCCAGGAUUUUGUUCAUGAGCCCUCUGCCCUCACACCUGAGCGACAGGGCCGGAGGAGGGUCGGUUCACCACGGUCACUCCAACAGCACCAACAAGGCUAACAAGAGUGCGGUCUCUGCAAGGAAACAGAUAACAAAGAUGCUGGCUGUGGUGGUCAUCCUCUUCGCCUUGCUCUGGAUGCCUUACCGGACGCUGGUGGUGGUCAACUCCUUCAUCGACCCGCCUUACAACAACACCUGGUUCCUGCUCUUCUGCCGAAUGUGCAUCUACACCAACAGUGCCAUCAACCCCAUCAUUUACAACCUCAUGUCUCAGAAGUUUCGCGUUGCGUUCAAAAAGCUCUGCAAGUGCAAAAGGCAACAAAAGGAAAAGGCAGCAGAGUACAACAUACCAAUUUAUUACAGUGUGAUGAAGGAUUCAUCCCACGAGAGCAAUGACCAGGUCACCGAGCAGGACGAAAUUAGCAGCCAAACCACCAAGAGGUUAAAUGAGACAGAUGAUGACGCAAGCACUUUCAGCAUUUCUUAAUAAAGGCUUACUGUAGAUGAGUUUGUCUUAAAGCUUUAUGAGGACCGACGGUGAGUGUAUGAUAACUAUUUGUGGGGAAAAAAAGACAGCUAUUACCUUAGCUUCUUUUGCUGGUAAUAACUGAUACUGAGAUUUGUAGAUGUUCUCUUGUUUACUGACAGGUUGAAUUUGGAGAGUAGUAGUUGUCCUACUUUUGUAUCAGUGUUGUAACUGUGUUGUAAAUAUAGUAAGACUAGUACGAUGGUCCUUAUACUUGCAUCAUGUUUCUGUGUUAGGUUGUAUUUUCUCACAUAAUUAUUGUCUAGAGCAGGUGCUGGUUAUGCGAAACUGUGACCUUCUCAAAUCAUCAGUAUAAUGUGUCUCUUGAUUACAAGGACACUUGUGAUUUCCAUCUGCUCAGUUUAUGUUGUUUAUUGUGUGCGACACUCCUCCACAUCAUAGAUACACUCACUUGAUAUAUUCAUCCUGUUUGACAAGAAAACAAUAGCAGUAGCGACAAUAAGGGUCUAAACAUUGGUGGCAUUUGUUUCUAACUUGACCAUUCAAUGCUUCACCUCUACGUGCGUUAACCUAACAUUUUUUUCUUCGGGUGAACCUCAUCUUGGCUAAAACCAUAGUUGGUCAAACCCUAUUCUCACACAUUUUUAUUUAUUAAGCUUAAAGUUACAACAGCGGCUUGGCACUUAAUUUUAUCCUUUUAUAUAAAUACAUUGGCCAGGUGGACUGUUGGUUCAGUUCUUUGGUUGAAUUACCGAAACAGGUUGAAUGAAUUGUCGGGAAAUAUUCGACUGACAUUCAUGAUUUUGAGACGAUGUAGCCAACCAUUCAUGCAAUUGACUGAGAGUACUCACGGCUAAGAUUUCACUUUUAACGGAUUGCCCAUGAGCACACCAGUUAUUAUUAUCAUCAUAUUUAUGUGUUUGAACCAUGUAGUCCACGGUUUGAACUUUCAACCAAACAAGUGCAACAACAAUCACAAUGAUUUUGUUAACCGCAGUUAAUUAAACUUAGUAGGCUAGGCCUACUACGACUCCUUUACCCCCUACCUCCAAAACAAUGUCACUCCAAGUUGAAAUUAAAAGUUGGCAGCCCUGGCACACUGUCUCAACAUCUGGCAGUACUUUGUCUUUUAGGCUAAGUGUUAGGAGGCUAACAAGCUAAAAUAAGAUAGUAAACAAGUUGAACAUUAUACCAGCUAAACAUCUACAUGUUAGCAUUAGCAUGUAGCUUAAGGCAUCACUGCGGCUAACCUACAGCACAUAGCUGCUUGCAUGGCCAUAGACUCUUAAUGAUUUUAUAACAUCAUUAUCUUAUGGUUUGAUUGAAUAACUACCUAUUUUUUUAUUAUUUAAAAGCUGUAGGCUAGCAUGGUUUGAAUCUGAACGUCAGAACGGCUUACAACAACUAACAGUAGACGUGUCCCAGUUCAGCAUCUAAGGACCCAGCCUUCGUAGCCUUCGUAGAUGUGUUCAGACCGAUCCAAAAUGAGACAUUCCAUUCUCCUGUUUGCAUCACCAGCUGUUCAGGCUGUUACCAUGUCAUUACUAAGAGCCACGCCUAGCAACCUUGACAGCUGCACCAGAACUAGCUAUCAUAACCAACUUCACAUAACUAAACCUAUCAUUUAAGAGAUUAAAGUUUCAAGAUUAUUCUUGUUUACAACAUUAGAUUUUAGGUUUUCCAUUGAGUUGAAACUAAGUACUUAGAUUUAAAAGUGUUAUCAUCACCGGCUUGAAAGCCUGCCAUUUCAAUUUAAUUGGCGCAGUAUGUUGAAAAGCGACACGCAUUUGCAAGGAAAAUUUCAAGGAAUGGGACAGGCUUCAUAACGCAGCUGUGAUGUAAUCGGUCUUUAAAUGUGCCCCUCAAGGACUACGUUCCUGAAUUGAGAAACAACUCACAUAACGUUGAAGCAUCUGCACAACCAGGGUUCACCUUCAUAGGGAUUUAAAGCAUUUUCUCUGACCUGUGUGGGCAUGUAGAGACUGCUUUUUUACGACAUGUCCCUCACACAGGUGUUUGUUGCACCUCUAGAAUAGUUUACACCUUGAGUUAUUAGGGUUGUCUUUAUGUAAGCCCAACAACAGCUCUACCUAUUUUUGCUUCAUAUACCACUCACGUCCUCUUUGUAUGAGGGAUCAUAUCAUUGCAUGUUCAGUCUGCCAACCUGCAUGGAGGUAGGUAAAGAAUGUGACUGCAAACUAUCCAGUCACAAUUUAAAACACUGAACAACCCAGAAAAAGAAAAUAAGACUUGUCAUUUAAAGCCUCUGCAGACAUGCAACAAACCUGACACAAGGUGCAUCGGGGGGAAAUAUUGUGAUAGUAAUGGUUGCCAACAAGUUUGCUGUCCCCCUUUUUUCAUUACUGCCAUUUUGUGCUUUCGUCAGCCUUACUGCAUGUCUCAUAUCAGUACCUCAAGACUCAUGUUUGAAUCCCUUUUUACUGUCUCUUUAAUGUAUUUAUCUAUUCUGUAUAUUGUUCACGUGUGUGCCAAGAUGGACUUAGGUUUUAAGAUUUUUCUGUAAACAUGCUUUGUAGUUUCCUGUGGACUGUGGAAUAACCUUUUAUAGCCUGAUAAUAAUGUAUGCUUUCUCUGUAUUUAUGAAGUGUUUGUGUUCUAAAUUAAAAAAAACA
Labrus bergylta (ballan wrasse) is the source of this 3951-nucleotide messenger RNA. Its product is annotated as thyrotropin-releasing hormone receptor-like. Gene Ontology annotation, molecular function: thyrotropin-releasing hormone receptor activity. NCBI's taxonomy places the organism in Eukaryota, Metazoa, Chordata, Actinopteri, Labriformes, Labridae. Gene Ontology annotation, cellular component: membrane. The record is from RefSeq and is a predicted model, not a curated record. Gene Ontology annotation, biological process: phospholipase C-activating G protein-coupled receptor signaling pathway.